ACUCACAGCUGCCCACCACUAAUAGGCCGGCGAAAAAAAAUAUAGUCUGCAAAAAUAAAAAUAAUAAAAUAAUAAUAAUAAAAAAAUAAAAUAAAUCAUCCGCCACCGGAGGACUACUUUUAAAUUGAAUAUUGCAAGUUUCGAACCAGUUUAUACCCCUUUUUUCCGUGUAUGUUUUCCGUUUCAUCCAAGUGGGAGCCAUGACCAAUCCGUCGCUCGCACACUGUUCCCUGGCGCUGCUGGCUUUCCUCGUCGCCGCACUGGCGGUGCUCGGCGAGGACAGUCCCAGGGAGCCGGACUACAUGAAGCGGGAGCACAGCUUGGUGCGUCCAUUCCAAGGCGUGGGCGUCAUCCUGCCACACUGGGACUUCCUGGGCAACACGAUGGUGACCAGCAACUACAUAAGACUGACGCCGGAUUUGCAGUCCAAGAGCGGCGCCCUUUGGAACUACUCGCCCGUGAUGACGCGCAACUGGGAGGUGCAUGUGGGCUUCAAGGUGCACGGCAAGGGCUCUGAACUCUUUGGCGACGGCUUUGCCAUUUGGUACACCAAGGAGCGCAUGCAAACAGGACCGGUCUUUGGCAGCAAAGACCAUUUCUCCGGGCUGGCCAUUAUCCUGGACACCUACAGCAAUCACAACGGUCCACACAAUCACCAACAUCCUUAUCUCAGUGCCAUGGUGAACAAUGGCAGCUGGAGCUACGACCACGAUCGCGAUGGAACGCAUACUCAGCUGGCCGGCUGCGAAGUUCGUUUCCGCAAUGUGGAUUACGAGACGCUGGUCAGCAUUCGAUACGAAAACGACAUUCUUUCGGUGUCUACGGAUCUGGAGAACCGCAAUGAGUGGAAGAGCUGCUUUGUGGUCGCCAACGUUGAGCUUCCCACCGGCUAUCACUUCGGCAUGUCCGCCACGACGGGUGACCUCUCCGAUAAUCACGACAUCCACAGCUUCAAGUUCUACGACCUGGAUUCCAACGUCAAUCACGAUGAGAUUAUCCGACGCACCAAUAUCAUACCGAAUGCCAAGACUUUUGAGCCCCCGCGUGAGCACAAGGAGGAUCCCAAGCCGGGAAUGUCGAACGCCAAGAUCUUCUUCAUCCUGCUGUUCGUGGUGGUCGUGGCGGCUGCAGUGGCUAUCUUCGCCAUCUCCUACUUCAAGGAUCGCAAUGCGCGAAAACGUUUCUACUGAGCUCUUUUGCCUCUCGCGCUAGUCCAUCAAAGUAUCAUGUUAGGAGUAUCCCGGACCUCAGUUGAUCCCAACAUUUAUUUAUAUUUGCGACUGUAUCCCAUUUCUUAUCACCCUUAUUAGUUUCCUUAAUUUUUUCGUGAGAGGGUAGACAUAAUAUUACACGUGUUGGAGAGUUAAAUUUAAGUGCAAAUUUUUAAUCUGAACUAUAGGAAAAUUGAGACCGUGAGAAUAUUAUUGCAUAGACAAGAUUAAAAGCCACCAAACAACAAA
Drosophila subpulchrella is the source of this 1460-nucleotide messenger RNA. Its product is annotated as vesicular integral-membrane protein VIP36. Gene Ontology annotation, biological process: Golgi organization; endoplasmic reticulum organization; endoplasmic reticulum to Golgi vesicle-mediated transport. Lineage: Eukaryota; Metazoa; Arthropoda; Insecta; Diptera; Drosophilidae. Bases 201 to 1190 code for a protein of 329 amino acids. Gene Ontology annotation, molecular function: D-mannose binding. The record is from RefSeq and is a predicted model, not a curated record. The transcript is spliced from 5 exons. Gene Ontology annotation, cellular component: endoplasmic reticulum membrane; Golgi membrane; endoplasmic reticulum-Golgi intermediate compartment.